Molecule: messenger RNA, 1802 nt
Organism: Colletotrichum navitas
Lineage: Eukaryota; Fungi; Ascomycota; Sordariomycetes; Glomerellales; Glomerellaceae
Product: S-adenosyl-L-methionine-dependent methyltransferase
Exons: 5
Coding region: 294-1628 (444 amino acids)
Biological process (GO): methylation
Cellular component (GO): cytoplasm
Molecular function (GO): methyltransferase activity; nucleic acid binding
Source: RefSeq, a predicted model, not a curated record
CCGAGUCAGCGGGAGACGACUACGAUUACGCAAGGCAAACAAACUCCUCUCAUACCAUCACUAGAAUUGAGAUGGUGAAGCUCUGAAGUCAUUAUAGGUUGGAAGGAUUCUAAUUGAGCAUCACCAAAUACAUACACAGCGCAAAACGAGGGGCACUUUUCGCCCACCCCGCGCUCUAAACCAGGAUUUUUUCUUUAUCGAUUGCCCCUCCUCUCACCCCCCCGUUGCCCGAGUACACGGCUUAGCGCGGCGACGAAGACGCCGCCGACGACGACGACGACGAGGAGCCCGCGAUGGAGUACCUCGUGCGCUUCUCCCAGGCCCAUGAGUCCUUCCGGCUCCCGGAGCUGCAGGCUCUCGCCGACCUCGAGGGGAUCGACAUGAAGGUCAUCGAGUACAGCCCUGAUUCCCCCUUCUGCAUAAUCACCCUCCCCUCCCCCUCCGACGCCCCGCGCCUCAUCGCCCGCUCCCUCCUGACCCAGUCGAUCCACCGCCUCAUCGCUUCGGCGCCCUCUCACGAUGCCCUCCACGAGGCCGUCAAGUCCUCUCUCGACGCCCCUGGGCCCACUUCCUUCGACUGGCCCUCCGUUGCCGCAGCCCGCUUCAAAUUCUCCCUCGACUCCUACCAGACCACCCGCCCGCAUGCCGACUUCGUCGCCCUUAUCAACAGCUUCCGCUACCUCCCCCUGCGCGGGGGCAUCGACCUAAAGUCCCCCGAGCUCGAGCUCACCAUCUUUGAGGACUGGGACCUCCACGGCGCCCGCCCCAAGCGCGUCCAUCUCGGCCGCCACCUCGCUGCCGGCGCCCGCCACCUCGGCCUCCGCUACGACCUCAAGAAGCGCGGGUAUAUUAGUACUACCUCAAUGGACGCUGAGCUCGCCCUCGUCACCGCCAACCUCGCCCACGCCGCCCCGGGCCGCCUCUUCUACGACCCCUUCGUCGGAACCGGCUCAUUCCCCAUCGCCUGCGCCCACUUCGGCGCCCUCGCCUUCGGCAGCGAUAUCGACGGCCGCAGUAUCCGCGGCGCCGGCGGCAACCGCAGCGUCCGAGGCAACUUUGCCCAGUACGGCCUCCUCGACCGCAUAGGCGAGUUCUGGACCGCCGACCUGACGAACACCCCCGUCCGGAGGAGCAGGUGGCUCGACGGCAUCGUGUGCGACCCGCCCUACGGUGUGCGGGAGGGCCUGAGGGUGCUGGGGUGCCGGGACCCGGAGAAGACGCCGUGGGUCGUCGAGGCUGGGAAGCAGCGCUACAAGUCGGGAGACUUCAUCGCCCCCAAGAAGCCGUACAGCUUCCUCGCCAUGCUCGACGACAUCCUCCAAUUCGCCUCCGACACCCUCGUCGACGGCGGCCGCCUCUCCUUCUGGAUGCCCACGGCCAACGACGAGGACCAGGAGAUCCCCACGCCGCAGCACCCUCGCCUCGACAUCGUCAUCACGUGCGUGCAGCCCUUCAACAAAUGGUCUCGUAGACUCAUCACGUACCGGCGCAUCCCCGACAGCCAGGUCGACCCUGAAAGGCUGGCCGCCUAUAAGCGCACCGUUGUGGAGGGAACAACAGCAGAUGAACUGAAUCCUUUCCGAAAGGGUUACUUCACCAAGUUCGAAAAAGAAGAACCCCAGUCAUAGAAGCAUAGGAGAAUGGUAAUCAAGAAAAAAAUAUACCUCCACCCAAAGCCAUGUACAGCAGAAUAAAGUCGGUGCCCCGUUCAUUGUUGAUGCUUUGCCUCCGCCUGAUAAGAAAUAAUGUAGAUGCGGUUUGAGUGCAUGUAUGUGUGCCACCACACGCUCGUCUCCUUCUCU